UGACGCGUGUAAAGGACGUCAAACUUUGGCCAAAGUGCAUCACAAACCGGUGAUCUGCAUGAGUUGUACACUAAAUCUACAAAUUGUACUGAUUUUACAGCCCAGGUUAGAAUAUUGUCGGCUCGAGAGACGCGCUCAUAAAGCGGGGAGCGUCUUAUAUCGUGAGUAAGAGAGAAAAGCUGGCGCUUUAGCUUCUUUAGCUAGCAUGAAAGCAGUAAUCCUAGCAGCUGGAUAUGGGACUCGGCUGCAGAGGGACAUCCAGAUGGACCAGACUGGAGAGUUUCAGCACCUGGGGGGCAUCGCCAAGCCCCUGCUGCCCAUAGGCCGCUGCGCCCUGCUGUCCCACUGGCUCAGGGCUCUGUCCCACACCGCAGGUGUUCAUUCAGUCUGUGUGGUUACCAAUGACCUGUACCAUGAAGCUUUCCAGAAGUGGGCUCAGGAAUUCCCCAAUGUGAAAACACUUAAUGAUGGAACAAGGAAGAAUGAGGAACGUCUCGGUGCUGUUGCUUGCCUUCAGCUGGCAGUGAAGCACAUUGGAUUGGAUGAUGAUGUCAUGGUGAUUGGAGGUGACACGCUGUUUAAAGAGGACUUCAGUCUGAGGGCGUUCACAGAGCGCUUCGCUGAGUUGCAGAGGAAGGAUAAAGAAAGCAACUUGGUGUUGUCAUAUCAGUGCAAGGAUGAGGAAACAUCAAAGUACGGCAUCCUGGAAGUGGAUCCAGAUCUCAGAGUGCAGCGUAUGAGAGAGAAACCUCUCCCAACUGAGACAAACUCCCGCAGUGCUUGUCCUUGUUUCUACUUGUUUUCAAAAUCAACACUUCCACUGCUGGACACGUUCCUGAAGGAGAAAGAGGCUGGGCCAAUUGAAGAAAGGGACGCACCAGGAACCUUUCUGUCAUGGCUUAUACCAAGGAGGCCUGUGCACGUCUACAGGAUAUCUGGACGUUUUGACGUGGGAAAUCUUCCAUCUUACAUAGAAUGUGACAAAUACUUCAAGGAACAACUUAAAAAUCCAGACAUUUAUUUAUUAUAGAUUUCAUUACAAUCAGAAACAGAUUAAAAACUUCCUGUAAAUGAAGAACUGAAUGGAGAACAAUGGAACCCAAAUUCACUGAUGACAAGCAGCUUUAGGGGGAAAAUAUUUUUUUAUAAACAUGUACAGAUUGAGUUUUUGUGUAAUAAACAUGAUUUUUGAAAGCCUG
Messenger RNA from Astyanax mexicanus (Mexican tetra), 1199 nucleotides. RefSeq lists its product as uncharacterized. The transcript is spliced from 8 exons. The coding region runs from base 206 to 1030 and encodes 274 amino acids. The record is from RefSeq and is a predicted model, not a curated record. Gene Ontology annotation, biological process: biosynthetic process. Lineage: Eukaryota; Metazoa; Chordata; Actinopteri; Characiformes; Acestrorhamphidae.